Molecule: messenger RNA, 1588 nt
Organism: Ostrea edulis (European flat oyster)
Lineage: Eukaryota; Metazoa; Mollusca; Bivalvia; Ostreida; Ostreidae
Product: procathepsin L-like
Exons: 8
Coding region: 214-1203 (329 amino acids)
Cellular component (GO): lysosome
Molecular function (GO): cysteine-type endopeptidase activity
Source: RefSeq, a predicted model, not a curated record
UGUGCAUAUGAUUUAUAGAAUGACAGUCGCUAUUAUUAACCACACAUAAUUAAUCCAAGUGCAAUUUAACUUAUCUUUAAUAGUGAAUAUUAUUCUUUAUCACCGAUUGUCAAAUAUUUUAUAUCCGCCAUUCACGCUUAAGUAAAGAGAGACAUUUAAUAACGAGACAAACUUCCUGUUUCACGUCAUUCCAAAUCUUCCUGAAUCAAGAACAUGGUGUGGAAAUCUCUGCUUAUUGUCGUGUUUUGCGCGUGCACCUGUUACGGUCGUCUGACCGAAGACUUCUUCGAUAGAGAAUGGGAGGACUUCAAACGUGUCCAUAACAAAGACUACCACCAGCAGGAUGAAAACAAAAGGAAAUCAAUUUGGCGGCAGAAUAUUGAUGUCAUCAAUAAGCACAACAUUGAAGCCGACUUGGGACACCACACAUACAGACUUGGGAUGAAUGAAUACGGAGAUAUGACAGCCGAUGAAGUCACAGCAAUCCUGAACGGUGCUCGGGGGUUUGGCCUGGUGAACGGGAGUACGUUUCUACCACCUAACAACAUGAAACUUCCAGAGGCAGUGGAUUGGAGAGAGAAAGGUUACGUUACUCCAGUGAAAAAUCAGGGUCAGUGUGGAUCCUGCUGGGCUUUUUCUACCACCGGUGGUUUGGAAGGUCAACAUUUUAGAAAAACGGGGAAAUUGAUCUCUCUGUCGGAACAGAAUCUUCUUGACUGUAGCAAAGAAAACAUGGGAUGUAACGGAGGACUUCCAGAAAAAGCCUACAAGUAUAUUAAAGAAAACGGAGGCAUAGACACUGAGGAGUCCUACCCGUAUCUUGGAAAGGAUAAAAAUACCUGUCAGUAUCGACCUUCAGAGGUCGGGGCCACUUGUCAGGGCUUCGUUAAAGUCCCUGCCGGUGAUGAACAGAGCCUCCAGAAAGCAGUGGCUAGCGUGGGUCCAGUCACAGUAUGUAUUGAUGCCAGUAAGCAGUCGUUCCACCUGUACAAAGAGGGCGUGUACUAUGAAAGCACGUGUAGCAGCAUCAUAUUUGACCACGCCGUUUUGGCUGUUGGAUAUGGUGUAUACCAAGGAAAAGACUAUUGGCUUGUGAAAAACAGCUGGGGAUCGUCCUGGGGUAUGAAUGGCUAUAUAAUGAUGUCCCGUAAUCAGGACAACCAGUGUGGGAUUGCGACUCAUGCCGUGUACCCGACCGUGUGAAGGUCAUUGGCGUCAGAAGCCAAAGAUUGACACUCUAGACUAUGCUCCAAAGAAUUUGAAUUCAUCACUAAAACUCUUUACGUAAAUAUGUCUGAUCUCACUAUGUAACACUGGAUAUUCUGAUUAAAAUGUGUACAAACAAAUCACGUAGAGAUCUUCCGUAAUCAAUAAUGGGGAAGCUGGCUAGGUUCCAAAGAAUUUGAAUUCUAUCUGAAAUGGGGGUAUUAUGUACAGGACAGUUCAUGUUAUUUAAAAAUAUUGGCAUAUGAGUUUGUGACACAAUAAAGCAAUGUACAUAUGAGAAUACCAAUGUAGACCAUGUCCUUGUUAAAUUCUUUGCUUUUAUAAUUAAAAUGUAAUAAAAUUUGGUUUCAACACAUGAUAA